Molecule: messenger RNA, 1650 nt
Organism: Arachis stenosperma
Lineage: Eukaryota; Viridiplantae; Streptophyta; Magnoliopsida; Fabales; Fabaceae
Product: pentatricopeptide repeat-containing protein At2g13420, mitochondrial-like
Exons: 1
Coding region: 16-1569 (517 amino acids)
Molecular function (GO): protein binding
Source: RefSeq, a predicted model, not a curated record
GAAGAAGAAAGCUCCAUGUACAUGGCACUCGCCAAAGCUCCAUCAACACCUCACACCUAUGCAUACUUCCUCUCUCGCCGUUUCUUCGCGUCAACACUCCAAAACGACGCCGUAUCCUCACUCCCCACUCUCCAACCCUCAAACGACGCCGAUUCACUCUCCCGCAUCCUCCUCACUCACCACAACCCUUUCCAUGCCGUGGAAUCCUCCCUCCAACUCCACGGCGUCACCAUCACCCCUCACCUCCUCUCUCAAACCCUCCUCCGCCUCAGACACCAUACGAAGAUCGCAUUCUCCCUCUUCACCUACGUCAAGUCCCUCCCUAACCCUCCUCUCACCACCGCCUCUUACAACCUCCUCAUCGACGUCAUGGCCAAGGUCCGCCAAUUCGAUGUCGCCUGGCAGCUCAUCGUCGACAUGGACCGCCGUGGCCUCACCCCUACUCCCAACACCUUCUUGCUCCUCAUCCGCCGCCUUGUCACCGCCGGCCUCACCCGCCAGGCGAUUCGUGCUUUCGAUGAUAUCGAUGCCUUCGCGGAGAACAAAGUUAGUUCAGAAGAAUUUUGCCUCCUUCUUGACACGCUCUGUAAGUACGGUUAUGUAAAAGUCGCUGUUGAAGUUUUCAAUAAAAAUGUGCAUAGGUUUAGACCCGAUGUGAAAAUGUACACUGUUCUGAUCUAUGGUUGGUGCAAGUUAGGGAGAAUUCGAAAGGCUAGAGAGCUAUUUAGUGAGAUGGUAGAUAAAGGAGUUGAGCCUAAUCUUGUUACUUAUAAUGUGUUGUUGAAUGGGAUUUGUAGAAGGGCUAGUCUUCACCCUGAAGAUAGGUUUGACCGGACGAUAAGGGAGGCAGAUGAGAUGUUCGAUGAAAUGCGCAGCAAAGGGAUUGAGCCAGAUGUGACUAGUUUUUCUAUUGUGCUCCAUGUUUAUAGCAGGGGACAUAAACCGCAGUUAUCCCUUGAUAAAUUGAGGUUAAUGAAGGAGAAAGGUAUUUGUCCGACCGUGGCGACGUAUACUUCGGUUAUAAAGUGUCUGUCUUCUUGUGGGUGGCUUGAAGAUGCUGAGGCUUUGAUUGAUGAGAUGAUGGAGAAUGGAGUGACUCCAAAUGCUGCAACAUACAAUUGCUUCUUUAAGGAAUAUAGGGGGAGAAAGGAUGCUGGUAGUGCUUUGAAGUUCUUUAAGAAGAUGAAGAGUGAUGGUUUAUGCUUGCCAACUUCACAUACAUAUGGCAUUCUGAUUAGGAUGUUUUUGGAUCUGAAUAAAAUUGGGGUUGUGGAAGAGAUAUGGAAUGAUAUGAAGGAGACUGGGGUAGGACCAGAUUUGGAUAUGUAUACCAUUCUAAUUCAUGGGCUAUGUGCAAAACAGCGUUGGAGGGAGGCUUGCCAUUAUUUUGUAGAGAUGAUAGAGAAAGGAUUUCUUCCUCAGAAAGUUACUUUCGAGAGCCUUUACAAAGGGCUAAUACAGGCUGAUAUGUUGAGAACUUGGCGGAGAUUGAAGAAGAAGCUUGAUGAAGAAUCCAUAACAUUUGGUUCGGAGUUUGAAGAAUAUAAAUUAAAGCCAUAUAGGAGAUAAACUAUGGCAAAACCCUUAAACAUGAUUGUUGCAGAAGUUAAACACAAAGCCACACUGAGAUCAAGAAUAAUAUACACAUUU